CCGACUGGCCACACUUCGCUCUGAAAUUCAACGUGCUUGCGACCGCUCGGCAUUUUGCUCUAAAAAAAAACCAAUCGAAAUGGGCGUACAAGUUGUUCCAAUUGCUCCCGGUGAUGGCAGCACCUUCCCCAAAAAUGGCCAGAAGGUCACUGUCCACUACACCGGCACCUUGGACGACGGAACCAAGUUCGAUUCGUCGCGCGACCGCAACAAGCCCUUCAAGUUCACCAUCGGCAAGGGCGAGGUCAUCCGCGGCUGGGACGAGGGUGUUGCCCAGCUGUCGGUUGGCCAGCGUGCUAAGUUAAUCUGCUCGCCGGACUACGCCUAUGGCAGCCGUGGCCACCCGGGCGUCAUCCCGCCCAACUCCACCCUCACCUUCGAUGUGGAGCUGCUCAAGGUCGAGUAGGCUGCAUCUGUGUUUGCUCAUGUGUAUACCAACACCAACACGGACAGGCGCAAACAACACCAAAUCGGAACCAGAACAAUCCAGCAGCAUUUGAACCCAAACAACACUCAAAGCUCUAACUAGAAAUAAUUUAUCCUCAAUGGAAACGCAUCUUCUACGCAUACAAAUAAAAAUCUAUUCAAGUCAAUGACAAA
Drosophila bipectinata is the source of this 600-nucleotide messenger RNA. It is a transcript of the gene Fkbp12, whose product is annotated as peptidyl-prolyl cis-trans isomerase Fkbp12. The record is from RefSeq and is a predicted model, not a curated record. Gene Ontology annotation, cellular component: sarcoplasmic reticulum membrane; cytoplasm. Gene Ontology annotation, biological process: protein peptidyl-prolyl isomerization. Gene Ontology annotation, molecular function: peptidyl-prolyl cis-trans isomerase activity. NCBI's taxonomy places the organism in Eukaryota, Metazoa, Arthropoda, Insecta, Diptera, Drosophilidae.